AUGAGCACGAUUCUGCCCCCUGGCUUCCGCGCCUUCGAGAGCACAAAGAGCCCGGAUGUGCUCAAGGUGGCGUUGCUCCUGCAUUUGGCGUCCAAGAGUCGCUUCACCCACGCGGUAGUCGCCACGUCGCUCGUGGAGGGCGUCGUCAAGCCGGCGACCACGAGCGACAAGGUCCGCGCAUGCGCCAUCUUUGCCGUGGCGGAGACGACCCCAAGAGGAGAUGUGAAGACAAUGCUGCUCGGCCUUAACGGUGCCCUGGAUCUGGGCAACGACCCAGCGCACAGGAGCCUUAGCGGUAAGGCCGAUACCACUUCGCCCGGCCUGGACCCUUCCACAUUAUGCCAGAUGCUCUACAAAGAGAUUAGGAAGCAGUUGACGUCCACCAAACUCAAGCAGCACCUGGUGGCAUUGUUGAUGGACCACCUUGGGCAGGUCACCACCGACCACCAAGCCAUGUGUCUGCUGGACACCAUUGUGCCGGGCUCGUUUGCCGAAGGCACAGUGCGACAGGAGGUAGAGCGGGACUGCCCUGACGCGCUGGGCGUGCUGCGGCGGUUGGCCGACGAGCCGCAGUUCGACCACCUGUGGCGCUGGCUUGAGCAACAAGACUCAGAGUCAUGGGACACCAAGGGGCUGCCGCUCACCGCGCGGGCAGACCUCCAGCGGUUCCUCGAUGCGCCCCUGCCCGCCCACUGGUUCGCCGGCAAAUGGAUGCCGGAUCUGGCUGGGCUCGACGACGAGGACUGGAGAAUCACAGUUCCGUGCGGAUUCGUGUGGCCCCAGGUCAUCAGGAACCUUGCAUCGCGGGUUGGCUCCGUACAAGAGGAAGCGACCGGGCAGCUGGCAUUGGUUGCGGAACUAGGUCAGCCCGCGAGGCGGCUGGCCAUCAAGUGGGUGGCCACCCGCCUGCUCCCGUUCAAGCGGGUCAUCAACAAGGCCUCGAUCUUAGAGCACUUCCUCAUUACCGCCGUUUCCAGUCUCACCGCCUACGAGUACCAGGUGGCCGGUUUCCACCGAAAGUUCGCCUGCGACGGAUAUGGUGACGUGGCUAUGCACAUAGACGAAUACCUAGGGCUGGUGCGCGAUGAUGACGAAGAUGAAAGUGCGCGCAUCAUGGCGCUGCACCUCAUUGCCAUGUACCCCGAUUUGUGGCGGGUCACCAUGCCUCACGUGGAGGCGGUGUUCCACAACUCUGCGCGGGAGCGUUGCAACAUAGCGCUGUGCACAACGGCCCUGUCAACCCUCUCCUUCAUUGCACCCGUCCCGCUGGAUUCAUGGCCGGCAGCCAGCAUCCAGGAAGAAGAGAGGGAGCACGUGUGGCGUCAUGUCAUGCCCCUGCGAGAUAUGGCAGCCACAGCGUUGGCUGAACAUCAGACCAACGGCGCCGUGGACCAUAGCGGGGAUGAUCUCCCUGAGGAACUACGCUCUCUUGUGGCCCGCAAGGCAGACAAAGCAGCCUACAGCCACCUUCAGGUUUCUGCUAUCCGCUUGGCGCUGCCAUUUUGUCUUUGUUUGACUCAUCUUGGCUCCUUCUCCGUGCGCGUGGCCUUGCAGGCCACGACUUUGACGCCCGCUGUGCAUCCCCUGACAUUCACACACUUGCAAGCACAGAAAUUGAGCUGGGGCUGGGUGAAUGGCUACCAAGACGCAUCAAGCCCGUGCUGCUUGCCAGAGCCCUCCGUCCCCCAACCCUACUACCAGCACCACGGGGGCACCCUUUCGGGGCCAGGGACAUGA
Molecule: messenger RNA, 1737 nt
Organism: Acanthamoeba castellanii str. Neff
Lineage: Eukaryota; Discosea; Longamoebia; Acanthamoebidae
Exons: 11
Coding region: 1-1737 (578 amino acids)
Source: RefSeq, a predicted model, not a curated record